Molecule: messenger RNA, 502 nt
Organism: Cetraspora pellucida
Lineage: Eukaryota; Fungi; Glomeromycota; Glomeromycetes; Diversisporales; Gigasporaceae
Source: the annotation of a GenBank genome assembly
AUAUUCGAGAAAGAAUAAGUCAUUUUUGAUGUAUACCACUGCUGUUCUCUUAUUCGGAAUAGGCUUUACAUAUGCAUCAGCACCUCUUUAUCGAAUCUUUUGUCAAACGACAGGUUUUAGUGGAACACCAAUGACAGGAACUUCGACAAUAGAUCCCAAUCGUCUUGUGCCGGUCAAAAAUUCUCGUCGAAUAAAGGUAACGUUCAAUGCAGAUACUUCACGUGCUCUUCAUUGGUCUUUUACUCCCCAACAACGGGAGGUGCGUGUUUUACCAGGAGAGACUGCACUCGCAUUUUAUACUGCAAAGAAUGAAUCAAAUCUAGAUAUUAUUGAGCAAAUGUUGGGAGCUGGAGAACAGCUGGAUAUGCCAGUGUUCUUUUUUAUUGAUCCAGAAUUUGAAAAUGAUCCAUUGAUGAAAGACGUGGAUACAGUCACUUUAUCUUAUACCUUUUUCAAGGCAAAAUAUGAUGACAAUGGUGUAUUGAUACCAAUUCCAGCUUAA